This is a messenger RNA of Closterium sp. NIES-67, 3268 nucleotides long. The record is from the annotation of a GenBank genome assembly. NCBI's taxonomy places the organism in Eukaryota, Viridiplantae, Streptophyta, Zygnematophyceae, Desmidiales, Closteriaceae.
CAUCACACUCGUCCACCUAUCAAGCAUUUGUCUGAAAUCCAUGGCCACGUGGUAACACCCAUUCACGGCCUCCGCGAGCUUGAAGCCGCCACUCCGCUGGGCGUCCUUUAGGGUUAUGGCUGACGGCCAGCUUACAGAGCCGCUCGAUAGGAUACUUGCCGACGCGGAAAACGGUCAUCAACCUUCACUAAAUGCCGACUCACGACUCGCUUUACGCGAAGUGAAUGAGGCUGCAUGCGAUGACUGUCCGACUCGCAAGGACCCGGAGUCCAGCCACUGCGAACUCAGGGACGCGAAGGGCCGGCGAGAUCAGCAAGGAUCCUCGUGUGAGCCGUCAGUUGUAAAAGCUCGCUCGUCGCGGAAAUCCGGGGGACCCGCGAACGGUCAACAGACUGCUUCGCGCGGAAGCAGGCUCUUUCCCCCAUGGCCGGGCAGCAAGCGGCUGUCGACCUUCGCAGCGUCCAUCCGCAAAUACUUCUCAGUCGACCGAUGGCACGAGAUCGAACGGUCAUGGAUGGACUGGGCUUUCCAAGUGAAGCUUCCGCCGUGGUUCCGCCGACACGUCACCUUCUACCGCCUCCACGUCCUCUGCUUCGUUAUAGUCAUCCUCAUCGGCACCAUUAUCAUGUACCUCAUUCCUGGCGGCCCGGCCGGCAAGAUGAGCUUCAUUGACACACUGUACAGCGUGACGUCAGCCACGUGCCUCACGGGGAUGAUCAGCGUCGACGUCAACAUGUUCUCUGACGGAGGCAACGUUCUCCGUCUACUGCUCAUGAUCAUCGGCAGCCAGGUCAUAACGUCUCUCGUCCCCGUCUACGUCCGUCGAUUCUUCUUCCACCGGUAUCUCUACCGCGAGGGCUACGUCACGCGUGGCGGCCGGCGGAGCGAUCCUGCGGUCGCAGUACGCAGCGGGGAGCGGGGGGAGGUGGAUGCGAGAGAGGAAGGCGAGGGCGGUGAGGGGCUCGGGGUGCUUGAGGAGGAGCAGCAGCGCGCGUCCGAAGACCAAAGGGGGACUGCCACCCGCGAAAUUGCUAUUUCUGGAAAUAAGGCCGAGGGGUCACCGGCGUUUACAGACAGGGUCACCCGCGUUUACAGUGAACCGGCGAAGGUGUCGCCGAUUGGGUCUAAUGGCACCAGCAGAGGGAGGGACGGCGCCCCAGUGACUCCCUUAACGACGCGCCAGCUGGGUCCGACGUGGAUACCACGCGGCUAGACUCCAGCCAGAAUGGUCCGAGAACUGCUCGCGCUGACAUGGACGCGCUGCGUCUGGACAGCAGCCAGCACGGGCCGCGGUCGGGGCGGGGGAGGGGGAGCGGCGUAUGUGGGACAGCCCGGGGGGCGCGCAGACGCGGCCAACGUGGACCCCGCGGAGGGCGUUCGGGCUGGAGGACGCGCUGGAGCGCACGGUGGGGCCGCUGUCGGGGCGCUACCAGGCGGGGGAGGAGAACGCGUGGCACACGUGGUCGGGUGACGUGGCGCGGGCAGAGGGGCAGCGGCUGAAGCUGGCGCUGGAGAUUCUCAAGGUGCAGCAGCAGCAGCAGCAGCAGCGCGAGAGCACGCCGGGGCAUCGCCCGGGGCUGUUCCUCCAGCGCACGCUGUCGUCCAGCACGUGGCGCACGGACGACGUGGAGGGCGGCAGCGCUGGCGCUGACUCUGAGCUGCUGCCAAUAGGCCCGGGCGAGCGGAGGUUCCUGGAGCUGAGGGCGCUGGAGACUCUGAGCUGGCUGGUGCCGCUGUACUUCGUGGCGAUCCAGGCGGUGGCUGUGGUGCUCAUGCUGGUGCUGGUGCACGUGUCGCCCGCCGUGCGCCAGGUGAUGGACAGCAACGGCGUCAGCCCCGUGUUCUUCUCCGUCUUCCAGGUGGUGUCGGCGUUCAGCAACACGGGGCUGGUGCUGCUCAACAGCAACCUCAUGGACUUCAGCGGCAACGUGCCGCUGCUGCUGCUCUGCUCGCUGCUCAUCCUCCUCGGCAACACGCUCUUCGCCCCCACGCUGCGCGGGCUGCUGCUGCUGCUGCACCGUGCCGCCAAGGGCGAGCACAAGGUGGUGUACAAGUACCUGCUGGACCACCCGCGCAAGUGCUACACGCACCUGUUCCCACGCUCCUCCACGCUGUGGCUGGUGGCCACAGUGGUGGCGUUCAACAGCGCCGAGUUCAUCUUCUUCUGCGUCUUCGACUGGAGCUCCGUCGCUCUAAACGGCCUCUCCAGCAGCACGAAGGUGCUGGUGGGGUACUUCCAGUCCAUCUGCACGCGCACCGCCGGGUACAACGUCGUCAUGCUCGCACUGCUCUCGCCGCCCAUGCUCGUGCUCUACAUCGCCAUGAUGAACGUGGCGGUGUACCCGGUGUACCUGACGCGGCAGACGUCUAGGGAGCAGCGCGAGGUGUACGACGACGAGGACAUCGGCGUGUUCUACGAGGACCUGCAGGAGGGCGUGCUGGACGCGGGCGUGCUGACGCAGGGCAAGAAGCUCUUCCUGCACGACACCGCGCUCAUCUUCUUCGCCAUCUUCCUCGUCUGCAUCAUGGAGAGCCCCAUGAUCACCUCCGACCCCGCCAACUUCUCCAUCUUCAACAUCAUCUUCGAGAUCAUGAGUGGCUAUGGCAAUGUGGGGUUCUCACUCGGGUACACCUGUCCAGAAGACGCCCCCCCUGGCUGUGUCUCGCCGCCCUACAGCUUCUCAGGGGUGUGGCGCACGGAGGCCAAGUUCGUGAUGGUGCUAGUGAUGCUGCUGGCGCGGCACCGCGGGCUGCCCGACAACAUCGACGCCGCCAUCGUCAUCCCCGACCAGAAGCAGUUCCAGUCCGCCGCCAAGCCGCACGACGCUGCAGGCGCAGAGUGUGAGGACGUGGAGAGCAUUGGGCGGGCAAGGAGAGCAAGCGGGGAGGGACCGGUGAUUCCGCAGAGGGCCAUGAUGCGGACCCACAGCAGCAGCCAGAUACUAUUGGGAGGUAGCAGCAGCGCGACCAGUAGGGGAGCAUCUGAUCGGCCAACGCCUACAGUGAUGAUUAGGACGCCAUGAGGAUGCCACAAUGCUGUGAUCCAGGAGUAGCAUGCGAAUGCAAUGGGGCAUGGCAGUAUUACAUGCGCAGGUGUGGAGUCAUCAUGUCCCGCUGUGUCUCUCGUCAUAUAGGGUGUGCCUCACCACCUAUAUGGGUUAGGUCGAGGUAGCUGUUUGGUGGCUACGUGCAUUAUAGGGUAUGGCUCUAGUAGCAUGCACACCACCCCUUAUGUAUGUUACAUAUCAUAUAACAUAAUGGAGCAUGA